Messenger RNA from Ostrea edulis (European flat oyster), 1898 nucleotides. RefSeq names its product solute carrier family 23 member 2-like. Gene Ontology annotation, molecular function: transmembrane transporter activity. Gene Ontology annotation, cellular component: membrane. Gene Ontology annotation, biological process: transmembrane transport. The transcript is spliced from 9 exons. The coding region runs from base 52 to 1479 and encodes 475 amino acids. The record is from RefSeq and is a predicted model, not a curated record. NCBI's taxonomy places the organism in Eukaryota, Metazoa, Mollusca, Bivalvia, Ostreida, Ostreidae.
GGUAUCAUUCAAGGAGGGUCCCAUACUUUCAUCGCCCCAAUCGUCGCCAUCAUGUCAAUCCAGAAAUUUAAAUGUCCAGAUAUUAGUUCCGCGAAAGACAACACAACUCUGACAAACUCGGAUGAAGUUUGGCAAUUUCGACUUCGUGAGAUCCAAGGGAAUUUAAUGCUGGCAUCUUUGACCCAAGUUGUGCUGGGUUGUACUGGGUUAAUGGGGUUCUUUCUGCAGUUCAUUGGUCCCCUGACGAUUGCCCCUACCAUCUCCUUAAUAGGCCUGUCCCUCACCGCUGUGGCGGCAGACUUCAACAAGGUGCACUGGGGGAUCGCUAUGUUGACUCUGGUUGUCAUGGUGGCCUGCAGUCUGUAUUUCGGUGGUUUCCAUAUCCCGCUUCCGGCUUAUUCCAGGAAAGAGAAAUGUCACGUGACAAAAUAUCCAUUAUUUCAAUUAAUGCCUGUUCUGAUUAGCAUUAUUGUCAGCUGGAUUCUGUGUCACGUGUUAACGGUAACUGACGUGUUUCCCAAUAACGUCACCUCAGUGAAUUACUACGCGAGAUCCGAUGCUAGACUCGACGUUCUAGACUCCAUGCCCUGGUUCUAUUUUCCAUAUCCAUUUCAGUUUGGGAUGCCAACUUUCUCGGCCGCUGGGUAUAUUGGUAUGCUGGCUGCCACCCUUUCGUCUAUCAUCGAGUCCAUUGGGGAUUAUUUUGCUUGCGCCAGAUUGUCCGGCGCUCAACCGCCACCUAUUCACGCACUCAACAGAGGGAUCGCUACAGAGGGUUUCGCUAGCAUCAUCUCAGGGAUGGUUGGCGCAGGGCAUGCUACCACAUCAUAUUCUGGAAACAUUGGGGCAAUUGGAAUUACAAAGGUGGCCAGUCGACGAGUUUUCCAAGUGGCGGGGCUGAUCCUGUUGGUAUGUGGCAUCAUCGGUAAAUUUGGUGCCGUUCUCACUCUGAUUCCGGAUCCUAUAAUUGGCGGGAGUUUAACGGUAGUCUUCGGGAUGGUGGCGGCCGUCGGGAUAUCUGUUCUCCAAUUCACCGACCUCAACUCCACAAGAAAUCUCACCAUAGUCGCCGUAUCCAUCAUUUUGGGUCUGAUGGUGCCUCAAUGGUUACAGAAUAAUCCUGGAGCAAUCGAUACAGGUAACAAUGAGUUAGACCAAGUGCUUGAGGUUCUGCUAGGGACCGCAAUGUUUGUUGGAGGGAUAUUGGGCUUUAUACUGGACAAUACAGUACCCGGUACACCAGAAGAAAGGGGAUUACUCAAAUGGCGAGAAAACACAUAUUCUUCAGACGACUCACAUGAACUAAAACAUGUGCAGUAUGAAUGGCCAUUCUUCACAAAAUAUAUCAAGAAACUGAACUGCUGUUCGUAUUUCCCAAUAUCACCAACUUUUGAAGGAAUUCCUGUGAAGUGUUGUGGGAGCCAAGACAGGCGCUAUGAUAUGGAAGAAGAGACGAAAGCUGAGAACACGGAUAUCUGAUCUAAUUUGGAGAGUAGUCUGGACCAUUUCUACGUUUGUGUACAUGUAUACUCCCUACAAACGUCUGGACGCUUUAUUCCAUAUUUUCACAAACUCAAAACGAGGCUUAUCGAAAUUCCGAUAAAGACGCCGAUUGGUUAGUUCAAUAGGAUAAUGCUUACGCUGGUCUAUAGCAACUACUCUGAAGCAAACCCAAAAAUGUUGAAGCAUAAAAUUUUCUACUGAAAAAGAAAACAGAUACAGUAUCUUUAACAUUUUUUAUCGAAAGAAGUGGUUUUAACUCUUCUCAGCAUAAUUCAUUAUCAUGCAUGCUGUUGAAUACAUCACCAUGGUACUUGAAAUGGUUUGACCUACUUACAUCUCAUGUUUAGAUUUAAUAAAAUUAACAUAUUGUCUCUUUAGGACAGAGAGAAUUGACA